AUGCUGGGCGUCCGUAGCGGGUGCGCGCCGAAGCUCGUAACCAGACAGGCGGAGCAGGCCAUAACAAACCCGGUCCCCGAAGACCAGCUUGCUGCUAUCGAAGCGCAGCGUGAAGCCGACCGUCUCACCAAGGUGUCCAAGGCCGCUGUUCAAAAUCUGGCCAAUACGCCGGUCAAGAGCAAGGGCAAGGGCAAGGGUAUCGCCCUUGUCAACUCCAGCGAUGAUUCUCCCCUCAUUGACUUCCCUUCAAGCGCCAGCCUUAGCCCGGUGCUAACUCAGAAGUAUACGAAACCGGCAAUCGACAAGGGUAAGGCGAAGGCCAACAUGAAAUCACGCGCGCCCUCCCCAGUUGUGUGGGUGCCUUCGAGCACCAGCACCACGCCGGAGCAGCUUGAAGCUGAUGCGCUGCUCGCUCGGUCGCUCAGCCAGGAUGAAGUGUUUCCCCCAGACACAACACAGAACGAUGCAGCGCUUGCUCGGUCGCUCCAGGAUCUCCUGGACAACGGGGGCAUAGUCGACGAUGACGAAGUCCCUCCUUGGAAGGCCCGACAACGCCCUGGGCGUGCGUCCGCCGCCUGCAGGUCGCCUAGCGUGGACGAUUCUCCCAGCGUGCUGGCCGCUGCUCGGCGCAAGCUUACGCAAUCUCGGAAGCCGGUCAAGGAGUCGCCCCUAAAGGGUUUACUGAGCAUCAGCGACAGCGACAACGGUGAUGAGCUCUUUGCUUUCGCUGAGAGCGACGACGACACCCCCAGCGAUCUCGCCUCCCAGAACCAGGGCUCAAACAAGGAGAACAGCGGUCCUUACGGCAAGCAGGGCCUCGCUCGCGACGGCGACAUGGUUACUACAACCUCUGGCAAGCGCCGUUAUUCCGUCAUCUCCCUCUCUUCGGACGACGAGAACGAUGGCCCGCCCCCGCUCAAGACUGUGAAGAUCAAGGAGGAACCGACCGAACACGUUCUUCGCGACCUCCUGGAAGUCGCGACCACCCCUUCUACGUCCCACCCGCUUACAGGCCAAGGGCCUGGGGUUACAUCCAAGGUCGCUGAGGUGCCCUCGCCCAAGCGACCCUCUGCCGACACGAACACCCUUCUGCCAGCCAUUGAGGGCGUCCGGGACCUCCGGCCCUGGCUCGUCGGAUCCGAGGUCGUCAACUCGUGGGUCCUUAAGCCCCCGGGCCGUGGAGCUGUCGCGGGGCCGUCGCGCGGGCCUCGGACGCUUUUCCUCCGUGACGACUACACCGGUGCCAGCGCCAACGCUGCAGAGGUCCAAGCUGCCGUGAAGGGCAUCUCACCUACUCUCCUUGCGGCCUUCGUCGGCCGCUGCCUGCCCCAGGCGGCGCACGCUCUGCGGCCUUUCGACAUGAAACUCGACAAGGCCAACGAGGACAUCCCCUGGGGUGACAAGCCGUGGGUUCUGACGACCAAAAUAUACGUAGAGGACGAUGAAGGUCCGCUCCAUCGGAUGCAAGGCGUGGCGUCUAAGGUCACAGACAUCAUCGCGAUGGACAUCUUCUCGCUCUCCGACAUCAUGGGGGCCUACGGCUGUGCAAAAUUUCAGCUUGGGCACAAGCAGUGCUCUGGGGAAACCACCUGGGAGCCCCGUGACCUUUUCGACACCAUCAACAUCGGCUGGCCAAAGGUGACCACCAUUGUACUCGCUCUCCCCCACGUAACGCUUGAGUAG
Messenger RNA from Epithele typhae, 1683 nucleotides. RefSeq lists its product as uncharacterized. The record is from RefSeq and is a predicted model, not a curated record. Lineage: Eukaryota; Fungi; Basidiomycota; Agaricomycetes; Polyporales; Epitheliaceae. Bases 1 to 1683 code for a protein of 560 amino acids. The transcript has 9 exons.